UAGUGAACACAUGAUGGAGUCUGAAUGCAGCGGACAUAUAGAAACUAAUCACACUGAAAUGGAAACAGAGAUGAGCUCGGACCCUGAGAACGGUCAAACCGGUGAUACUAAACAGGACAUCUCCAGCACUAAUGAAAACGCAGAUGCUCCUUUUAAGAAACCGGACAUUUUUGUUGCUCCAUCUCUCACUGUGAAGAAAUCAGGAGGAUUGCACUCAACCAAGAAACUCACAGAGGAAAUAAGCAGCAGCAUAUCAGAGAAUAAAGGCACGGAUCGUGUUACUAAACACCAGCAACUAUCUGCAAAACCCACAGACACUCUAACAGACCCGUGCGAUCAUCCAUCGUCCGAGAAAUCAGAGGCACAGAAGGUCCAGCCCAAACCAAAAGACAUCCGGCCUAAGAUCCCUGCCAAACUACCCCCGGCGGGUCAUUUUCCUCCGCUCCCGUACACCGAGCCCCCGUGGGGAUCUGUUCCUAACAUCAGCUACUCGUUUGAGCUGCUGAAAAACGGGGCGAUCCUAGAUACGGUCCCGCUGACCCAGAGAAGUUACUUUGUGGUGGGUCGGUUGCCGGUGUGUGAUGUGUCUCUGGAGCAUCCGUCCAUCUCCCGCUAUCACGCCGUGGUGCAGUACCGGGGCAGAGCUGGGCAGGACGGGGUCGUAGGAGAGGAGAAGGGCUUCUAUGCCUAUGAUCUGGGCAGCACUCAUGGGACUUUUGUGAAUAAGAACAAAAUACCACCUAAAAGUUACAUAAGGCUACGAGUGGGACAUGUUCUGAAGUUUGGAGGAAGCACGAGACUCUUUAUUUUGCAGGGUCCAGAGUUUGACGAAGAAGCGGAAUCUGACCUGACGGUGACAGAGCUCAGAGAGCGUGCUAGAAAACAGAGAGAAGAGCUGGAGAAGAGGAUGAUGGGUGAUGGCUCAGAUGAGGAAGAAGAGAAAGAGGACAGCGAAGCCAGUGCUUCAAGGAGAAGCUCCUCAGAAGAGACUGGCUGCUCUUGGGGAAUGGCUGAAGAGGCAAUGCCAGAAGAGGAUGAGAAUGAGGAGAAUCCGUUUGCCACAGAAUUUCAGGAGGAUCAGGAAGCAGCAUACUUAAAAGACCCUAAAAAGGCAUUACAGGGCUUUUAUGACAGAGAAGGAGAAGAACUAGAGUUUGAGUAUGAAGAAAAAGGCCAUGGUUCCUGGCUCUGCAGAAUUAAGUUGCCGGUGGAUGAUGCUAUGGGCAGGCAGCUGGUGGCUGAAGUGACCCACACAGGAAAAAAGAAAGAAGCGGCCGUCCAGUGCUGCUUAGAGGCCUGCCGCAUCCUGGAGGCCCGUGGUCUUCUGAGACAGGAGGCAGUGUCCCGCAAACGCAAGAAGAAGAACUGGGAAGAUGAAGAUUUUUAUGACAGUGAUGAUGACACGUUCCUUGACCGGACAGGUGCAGUGGAGAAGAAGCGCACUGAACGCAUGAAGAAGGCUGGAAAGAUUCAGGAGCGUCCUGAUACAUAUGAAUCACUGCUAGCCAAACUGGCUGAGGUGGAAAAGGAGCUGGCUGACGCUGAGAAAAGGCUCAGUUCUUCUGAGAAAGGAGUCUCCAGUUCUUCCACCGAGGACCCUCUGGAUGCUUUCAUGAGCGCCGUACGGAGCGAGGCCGCUCUGGAUGGGGUGGAGAGAAAGAAGCUACAUUUACAUGUAGCCGAGUUGAAGAAGGAAGGUCAUAGACUGCGCAAGCUAGCAGACCUGGCCAAACCCACCCAGCUGCCCUCAUUACAGGCCAGCAGUCAGGACACUGAGAAACCUAAGAAGUUAUCUCUGCCUUUGUUUGGAGCCAUGAAAGGAGGGAGUAAAUUCAAACUGAAGACUGGAACUAUAGGAACGUUACCCCCAAAGCGAACCAAUCUGCCUCCUGAGCUCUUCAACAUGAAAGAAAUGCCCCCUGGUGGUGAGGAAGAGAAAGAAGAACAAGAGGAGGAGGAGGAGGAGGAGGAGGAAAAAAACAAGAAAACAGAGGAUGCGGCCACAGAUGGGGAUAUGGAGGUUGUUCAGUCUGUAGAGACGACCAGCUCAGAGCACUCCAGUGCAGACAGAGCUGAAACUCAGACACACCGCCCUAAUGCCAAAGGAGACCACGAGGACCAGCCUGCUAAGAUAGUUGCAUCUCGUGAAAAACUGAAAUUCAAGUCUCCCCAUCUUCAAGACAAAAGUGCCUCUCCUCCAAAAGAAGAAUAUGACAGCAGUGUCUCAAAUGUCCAGAGUCCAAAGACAAAUACAAAGAAGAAAGUUAUUGGCCCAAGCAGGCCUCCUGUGACCAUGUCUAAGCAGUACCCAGAAUCCAUUUGA
Molecule: messenger RNA, 2323 nt
Organism: Sinocyclocheilus anshuiensis
Lineage: Eukaryota; Metazoa; Chordata; Actinopteri; Cypriniformes; Cyprinidae
Product: kanadaptin-like
Exons: 13
Coding region: 11-2323 (770 amino acids)
Molecular function (GO): protein binding
Source: RefSeq, a predicted model, not a curated record